AAAACUAAUCGAUGAAAGCACAAUCUUUUUACCACCGCGGUCAGUAAAAAAUCAACACCAACAAAAUAGUCUUCAUUCAGAAGAUCUGGCGUUAGAAUCAGUUAUUCGAUAGAGAGAAAGGUGUUAAGACGUGCUGACAAGUGUUUUCCGAAAAGAAUGUUUUGCCUUAAAUAAAUAACUUAGUUAAAAAAAAUUAUUAAAUAAUAUUAUAAAUAAACCUUUUAUUGAGUGGAAAAAAUUAUAAUAUUCAAAAUGAAUUGGCUAUUAUUAAUUGCAACAAUUUGUGGUUGUACAACAUACACUUCCAGCUACAAUAUACUAGGUCUAUUCCCUCAUCCUGGAAUCAGUCAUUUCCAUUUCUUCCAUCCAAUAAUGCGAGGUUUAGCAGAAGCUGGUCACAAUGUAACAGUAAUUAGUCAUUUUCCCAAUAAGAAACCAAUGGAAAAUUACACAGAUCUAGGGUUACCACCUGUUGAUUUAUAUGUAAACGUUGUAGAUUUAAAGGAUAUAGAAAAACGAGUCUUUCACACUCCUUUCCAUAUAUUCUUUUCGCUUAACCAAUGGGGUGAAGAAGCUUGCCGAAAUACAUUUGAAUCAGAUGCAUUGGAGCAAGUUAUAAACGGAAAUACUCAAUAUGAUCUCAUUAUAAUGGAACAAUUCAAUACAGAUUGUUUAAUGGGAGUUGCACAUGUGUUAAAAGUGCCUGUAGUUGCACUAAGCAGUUGUCCAUUGUUGCCAUGGCAUUAUGAACGUGUUGGAAAUCCAAUUAUUCCAUCAUAUAUACCAGCAUUGUUUCUAGGUCAAUCGGAGAAUAUUGACUUUUUACAUCGUAUUGGAAAUUGGUUCAUUUAUCAUGGAUUUAAUUUUCUAUAUAAUCAUUAUAGCCAUAAACUUGCAACAGAGCUGAUUCGUCAAAGAUUUGGACAGCACAUGCCGGAAACUAGAGAUCUCGUUAUGAACACUUCUGUGUUUUUUGUCAACCAGCACUAUUCAUUGAGCGGAGCUAAACCGUUGUCCCCAGCUGUCAUUGAACUUGGCGGAAUUCAUAUUGAAAGCCAAACUGACAUAUUGAACAAGGACAUUCAACAAUUUCUCGAUAGUGCUGAACAUGGCGUGAUUGUGUUUAGUUGGGGUUCAAUGGUUAGAGCAGAAUCUCUUUCCCCGAUAAAACUAAAUGCCCUUCUCUCAGCUUUCAAACGUUUGAAGCAAAAAGUCAUUUGGAAAUGGGAAAACGAAACGUUGCCAAAUCAGCCCAAAAAUGUUUUAAUUAGUAAAUGGUUGCCUCAGAAAGAUAUACUACGUCAUCCAAAUGUCAAAGUUUUUAUGACACAUGGUGGAUUACUAGGCAGCACAGAAGCAGCAUAUAGUGGAAUUCCAGUUGUUGUCACUCCAUUGUUUGCAGAUCAAUAUCAUAAUGCUGCUACAUUAGUUGAACGUGGUAUGGGGACAGUAUUGCAUUUUAAGGAUAUCACAGAAACUACAGUAUACAAUGCAAUUACUACAGUUCUUGAUAAAAAAUAUAUUGACAAUGCCAAAAAAAUUGCACAUUCAUUUAGAAUACGUCCAAAAAGUGCAAUGGAAACUGCUAUUUGGUGGGUUGAACAUGUGAUUGAAACACAGGGAGCUCCUUUAACUAAAUCGAUAUCAAGUCGAAUGUCACGUUUUACUUAUUAUUGUCUAGAUGUUUAUACAUUUUUGGCUGUUUUAUUGGUUGUAUCAGUUUUUGUUUCUCGAUGGAUGUUAAGUGUAGCGAGUAAAAUAAUAAAUCGUUUGGAUAAAGUCAAAAUUGCGUAGUUAGGAAAAAUAUUUAUUUAGUAUUAAUUCAUCUCAUUGUAUUAUUUAUUAGUUUAUAAAUUAGUAAUA
This is a messenger RNA of Episyrphus balteatus (marmalade hoverfly), 1863 nucleotides long. Its product is annotated as UDP-glycosyltransferase UGT5-like. The transcript has 6 exons. The record is from RefSeq and is a predicted model, not a curated record. Lineage: Eukaryota; Metazoa; Arthropoda; Insecta; Diptera; Syrphidae. Gene Ontology annotation, molecular function: UDP-glycosyltransferase activity. Bases 253 to 1794 code for a protein of 513 amino acids.